AUGCAAGACUUCGACAACGAUUUUACCAAGAGCAGCAGCUCUUCCUACAGCUCCUACAAAUCGCAAAUCGGACCCCGAACAACCAAUGUUCAACGUCGUGCAGGUGGCCCACCAGGUAUCAUGACCCGCAUGUACCAAUCUUACUCGACAAGUGGUGGCAGCGGUGGUUUCAGUGCUGGAAGCAUUGGUGGUGGAAUAUCCAACUUAGCAUCAAUUGCAGGUCUUGGCAAUUUUGCUGGUAUUCCAUUACGACCAAAUCGUGGUACAUCAGCGUUAGUUGCUGUGAAUGAAACACGUGAAAAAGAAAAACGUGAAUUGUGCCAAUUGAACGAUAAAUUUGCUCAAUAUGUUGAAAAAGUUCGUUUCCUCGAAGCACAAAAUCGCAAAUUACAAUUGGAAUUAGAUGCCCUUCAAAACAAAGCCGGGCAAGGUUCAUCCAAGAUCAAGGAAAUGUAUGAAGUUGAAAUGAGCGAAGCAAAGAAACUUAUCGAUGACACAACACGCGAUCGGGCAGCAGCUGAAGUUAAAGCUCGUGAUGCUGAAAAAGAAGCUGGUCGUUAUCGUAAACGUUACGAAGAAAUUUUAAACAGUCGAGAAACUGACCGUUCAGCCAUCGAUCGUCUUCAACAGCAGAUCGCUGAAAAUGAAGCACAAAUCAAUCUCUUUCGCCGUCGUCUAGCCGAUCUCGAAGACGAAGCACGACGAUACAAAGCCGAAACUCAACGCUUAGCAUCGGAAAUUGCUCGCCUACAAAACGAAAUUCAGAAUGAAACCUUCGUUAAAAGUUCGCUCGAUACAGAAAAGAUGGCUUUAGAAGAUGAGUUAGCCAUGUUGAAACAAAUGCACGAGGCUGAUCUCAACGAAUUACGCUCGAAAACAGUUGUCGAUGUUAACUUGGAUCCAUCGCACUUCUUCCGUAACGAAUUAGCACAAGCUAUUCGAGAUAUUCGCAACGAAUUCGAAGCUUUAAAUGAUCAACAACGUGCAGAUUUACAUAAUCGAUAUAUGAUGUCGUAUAACGAAUUGAUUCUUCGUCAUCAAAAACCAGACCUUGAUCCAAUUCAAAGCGAACAACAACGCAUUCAAGAAGAAAAACUGCGUACAACAUUAUUAACCACACGAAACGAAGUUGCACACAUGAAAGCACGCAACGAAGAAUUGAAUAAUCGCAUCCGAGAACUUCAAUUACAUAUCGAUCAAGAACGAGACGACGGAAGUCGAUUAAUACAAAAACGUGCAUCUGAAAUCGAUGAAUUACGUCGUAAAUUAGAACAAUUGAAGAAAGAAUACGAAGAAGUCACAAACAUGAAGACAUCAUUAGAGAAAGAAAUCAACACAUACCGAGAACUCUUGGAAGGAACAAACAAUCGUGAUGGUCUUAAACAGAUCGUUGAUCACGUUGUCGAAGAAGCACGACGAAUGGAAGCUGAACGAGCAACAGGUGGCGGUGUCGCUGGUUCAAUUGCUUAUUCAGGUGGUGGUCGUCAUACCACUAUUUCACGUACGUUUAUCACCAGUAGUGGCACAAGUGCAACCAAUCAAGGAAUAGGCAGCAUCGUUGGUAGUCCUGGUCGAUCGGGUGCUAGCUAUAGCGGUGGACAAGGAGGUGCUAGUGGAUCGUAUUCACAUACAUCAAGCCGUCGCGAAUUCACCUCACAGAAUUAA
Adineta ricciae is the source of this 1665-nucleotide messenger RNA. Lineage: Eukaryota; Metazoa; Rotifera; Eurotatoria; Adinetida; Adinetidae. The record is from the annotation of a GenBank genome assembly.